Messenger RNA from Gossypium raimondii (Peruvian cotton), 1805 nucleotides. RefSeq lists its product as uncharacterized. The record is from RefSeq and is a predicted model, not a curated record. Gene Ontology annotation, molecular function: GTPase activator activity. Bases 95 to 1465 code for a protein of 456 amino acids. Gene Ontology annotation, biological process: intracellular protein transport; activation of GTPase activity. NCBI's taxonomy places the organism in Eukaryota, Viridiplantae, Streptophyta, Magnoliopsida, Malvales, Malvaceae. The transcript has 9 exons.
UUUAGUACUUAGGGAAAAAAAAAAUCCUUCUCCAAUAUCAGUCCCUCAAACAUUCGUCGAUUUCAUCGGUUCAAAUCUCGAUUCUAAUCUUGCAAUGGCGAAAGAGCGAAUACCUGAUUGGCUCAACAGUUCGCUGUGGUCCACAACUCCCAGCGUGGACGGUCGCCUCCACCGUUUUUCCCUUUCUCCCACCACAACCACAACCACCGCCGCAGCCGCUGUCUCCGAGCCAAUUGUUCAGCCUACGGUUCCAGUGUCUCCUCCCGCUGCAGCCUCAAGACCUCAGUACACUGUUACUUCUCAGAAAUAUGAAUUCAGAGAUCCAAUUGAUAAAAAUAGUAACAACAAUAGCAAUGAUAAUGACCAAAACGCUAGCCCUUCCGGAGUUUCUCCUGAUGAUAUCUCUCGCCAGGCUCAGCUUUUAGCUGAGUUGUCGAAGAAGGUAGUAAAUUUUCGAGAAUUGCGGCGGAUUGCUUCGCAAGGGAUUCCAGACGGUGCAGGAAUUAGGUCUACAGUGUGGAAGUUGUUAUUAGGGUAUUUACCACCUGAUCGUUUGCAGUGGUCAUCUGAAUUAGCUAAGAAAAGGUCUGAGUACAAGCAAUUUAAAGAAGAGCUAUUGAUGAAUCCUACAGAAAUUACGAGGAAGUUAGAGAAGUCUGCAGUUGAUGAUCAUUCAAAAUCUGAAAGCAGUGGUCUGCUGUCAAGAUCACAGGUAACACAUGGAGAGCAUCCUUUAAGCCUUGGGGAAAGCAGCAUCUGGAAUCAAUUCUUCCAGGACACGGAAAUUAUAGAACAGAUUGACCGAGAUGUGAAGCGCACUCAUCCAGACAUGCACUUCUUUUCUGGAGACUUGCCGCUUGCAAAGUCUAAUCAGGAUGCAUUGAAAGAUAUAUUAAUUGUAUUUGCCAAGUUAAAUCCAGGUAUAAGAUAUGUUCAAGGGAUGAAUGAAAUCUUGGCACCUCUAUUUUAUGUAUUCAGAAAUGAUCCUGAUGAAGAAAUGGCGGCUGCUGCUGAAGCUGACUCAUUCUUUUGUUUCGUUGAGUUAUUGAGCGGAUUCCGUGAUCAUUUCUGCAAGCAACUUGACAACAGCACUGUGGGAAUUCGUUCCACAAUUAGUAGGUUGUCACAAUUUCUGAAAGAACAUGAUGAAGAGCUUUGGCGCCAUCUAGAGAUCACAACUAAAGUCAACCCCCAGUUUUACGCAUUUAGGUGGAUUACUCUGCUCUUGACACAAGAAUUCAAUUUUGCGGACAGCCUUCAUAUCUGGGACACGCUUUUAAGUGACCCUGAAGGUCCUUUGGAGACGUUGCUUCGGGUAUGCUGUGCAAUGCUGAUUCUUGUUCGUAGGCGCUUACUUGCUGGGGAUUUCACUUCCAAUCUGAAGCUACUCCAAAACUAUCCCUCAUCAAAUAUCAGCCAUUUGCUCUACGUUGCGAACAAGUUGCGCUCACAGGCAUCGAACUAAAAGCCCAUCAAGUAUCACUGGUUUGAUCUCUUUUCAUCCCUUCACCCUUGCCCCUCUUUUACUUUGCCUUUUACAAAGGGUUAAUAUGUAAAUUGGAACCCGAAUUUUACAUCAUUUAAUGAUUUUGUACCUAAAGAAAGAACAUUUACAAUCAGGUACAUGAAAUUUGAUGUACCAAGGUUGGACGGUUCAAAUCCCGUGAAGCCCCAUAUCCCCUCCCUAAACUUUGGAUGUACCUAAAAAGAAGCAAAUUUUAUUCUAUUAGAUGAUUACCGCCAUGGAUGGUGUUAAAACAGUGGUAUUUGGAAGGAAAAAGUCAUGUUUCUCUAUUGAUUUACAA